GCAGCUGCUUCGUGGUGGUUGAUAUGGAAGUGCGCCACAUAAUGCACGUAAAUUUGUGGUUGUUGCAAGUUGUUGUUUUUUAUUUUGUUUUUUGAUAAAUUAUAUGCAAAAAAUGCCUGAAUAGAUUUCAAAGUGUCAGCUGUCCGGUGGCCUUGCCAGCCUGUGAGUCAGUACCAUCCAGCGUGCGGAGCGGACCCGCGCGCUGACCGCCGUCCGCCGAGACUGGCCGCGGGCACAGCUCUGUGCCUCGCCCCUCCGCCCCCUCCGACACUGGCCGCUGUCCGUGCUCCGCAGCCGCCGUGGACCGCCGAGCAUGACUGAGGUUGGCAUCCAGACCGAUUCCGAGCCGCUGCUGCCGCCACCCGCCGCCGACCGCGCCGCCGCCGCCGCCACCGCCGCCGCCGAGAAGGCGGGCCGUCCCAUGUCGCGGACGCGCUGUCUGCGGCUGCUGCUCCUGCUGACCGCCGCCGCCAGUACGCUGGCCAUCGUCUACUUCGCCUACCUGUGUCCGGCGGGCGCGUGCGGCGGCGGCGGCGGCGGCCUCGGUCUGGGCGCCGGCGGCCCGCCGGGCGCUCCGCUGGCCGACCGGCAGGGCCGUCCGCGGCUGCCCUCCGCUGCCGACUCUCUCAGCUUCGACCAGCUGCUCAGCGAGGGAGUGCGCUUCGACGUCUCGGGGGACGACGUCAUGGUGUUCCUGCAUAUCCAGAAGACGGGUGGCACUGAGUUUGGCCGCCACCUGGUGCACGACCUGGACCUGGAGCGGCCGUGCGUCUGCUACCGCCGCAAGAAACGAUGCCAGUGUCUGCGGCCGGGCCGCGACAGCCGGUGGCUGUUCAGCCGCUACUCGACUGGCUGGCGGUGCGGCCUGCACGCCGACUGGACAGAGCUGACCGCCUGUGUGGAUGAGGCUAUGGACCAGCUGGAGAGAGACCGACACAAGCGCAGGUAUUUUUACAUCUCUCUGCUGCGGGAGCCGGUGCAGCGCUACCUGUCCGAGUGGAAGCACGUGCGGCGGGGCGCCACCUGGAGCACCAGUCGGCACUGGUGCGGCGGACGGGACGCCACAGAGGCGGAGCUGCCACACUGCUACGACGGCGAGGACUGGUACGGCGUCUCGCUCAACGAGUUCCUGCGCUGCGACUCGAACCUGGCCGCCAACCGGCAGACACGCAUGCUGGCCGACCUGCACCUGGUCAACUGCUACACGGGCACCGGCAUGUCGGCGGACGAGCGCGACAGGGUCAUGUUGGCCAGCGCCAAGACCAACCUGCGCCAGAUGGCCUUCUUCGGGCUGACCGAGGACCAGCCGCGCAGCCAGUACAUGUUCGAGCAGCUGUUCGGGCUGCGCUUCCAGACGGCGUUUGCCGCCUACAACCGCACGCACGCGGAGAGCGCGCUGCGCGCCCUGCGGCCUGGGCAGCUGGAGGAGGUGCGACGCAGGAACGCGCUCGACCUCGAGCUGUACGAGUACGCGCGCCAGCUGCUGCAGGAGCGCUUCGAGCGGAUACGCGCCGCCGACGACCACUUCCGCGAGCAUAUGGAUGCCCUGGGCACGGUGGACGAGCGAGGCUCGACCGAACUGGAGCACCAGCGACGGUGAUUGGCGCUCCUGGUGGUGGCCGCGGCGCUGAUUGGUCGGUGAGGACGCCGGGCCGCUGGUGAUUGGUCGGUGUGAUGCGAUCCAUCGCACGAUCGCUGCUGCUCUGAAAGCGACUCGCUCACCGGUGCGGCCUUUGGGCUUUUUAGGAAGAAUGCAGGUCUACUCAGCUCUCACGAUACUGCUAUGAAUGCCGGCAGAGAGCAACUCUGGAGAUUUUAGGCUGCUUCUCUGAUACUCGCGGUCGGCCGCCGACCAGUGUUCACCUCUGCACGUGGGCUGUUCGCUCCCACCACCUACCCACCGUGCCCCGUGCUCAGGCGGUGACUUGGAGUGACCAGGCGAACUCGGGCCCUGCUGUUAUUCAUGACUGGCCUCGGGACUUUCUAUGGAUCAGUGUACCGUUUUUGAAUGUUUCUCUAUAAUCACCUAAGGCUUGGCCACGUGAUCAGCUACUUUACUAUUUGUAAUUCGCAUGGCUGAUACUACUUCCGCUGC
Messenger RNA from Amphibalanus amphitrite, 2095 nucleotides. RefSeq names its product heparan-sulfate 6-O-sulfotransferase 3-B-like. The record is from RefSeq and is a predicted model, not a curated record. The transcript is spliced from 5 exons. Lineage: Eukaryota; Metazoa; Arthropoda; Thecostraca; Balanomorpha; Balanidae. Gene Ontology annotation, cellular component: membrane. Bases 314 to 1600 code for a protein of 428 amino acids. Gene Ontology annotation, molecular function: heparan sulfate 6-sulfotransferase activity.